Glossina fuscipes is the source of this 650-nucleotide messenger RNA. RefSeq names its product protein max-like. NCBI's taxonomy places the organism in Eukaryota, Metazoa, Arthropoda, Insecta, Diptera, Glossinidae. The transcript has a single exon. Gene Ontology annotation, molecular function: DNA-binding transcription factor activity; protein dimerization activity. Gene Ontology annotation, cellular component: RNA polymerase II transcription regulator complex. The record is from RefSeq and is a predicted model, not a curated record. Bases 137 to 616 code for a protein of 159 amino acids. Gene Ontology annotation, biological process: positive regulation of transcription by RNA polymerase II.
UUUUUUACGGGAAUUUAUAAUGUUAAAUAUUUAUUAAACAUUAGUACUAAGCACUAGUUAAAUACUUUUAUAAGAAGAUUCCAAAUAAAAUCUUUCCUUUUCGACCUGAAUAUCGGGCGCUAAGACAAAGUCAAAAAUGAGCGAUGAUGACAGAGAUAUCGACAUUGAAAGUGACGACGAUAAUGAUUCUGAUACGGGCACUAGUAUGCCUCAAAGGCAUAGUACACAAAAUUUCACACAAGAAGAAAAGCGGGCUCACCAUAAUGCAUUGGAACGCAAAAGACGUGACCACAUCAAAGAAAGCUUCACUAAUUUGCGAGAAGCAGUGCCAUCACUAAAAGGAGAAAAGGCGAGUCGAGCUCAGAUUUUAAAGAAAACUACCGAUUGCAUACAAAAUAUGAGACGAAAAAUUCAGGCUAAUCAAAAAGACGUGAAUGAUCUUAAACAUCAAAUUGCUAUUUUGGAAGAGGAGGUACACCUUUUGGAAUCUGCUAAGAAUGGAAACGAGAUUGAUGUUAGCAGUUACCAUCAACUAAUUAAUUGUGAUCAAUCGGAUGGUGAUGAACAAGACUUUAGUCGUCGCAGCAAAAAGAUGAAAACUUCCUACCAGAUGUAGUCAAUGACAAAGCGAGGCAUUUCAGCAUUGAAAC